Molecule: messenger RNA, 1037 nt
Organism: Ornithodoros turicata
Lineage: Eukaryota; Metazoa; Arthropoda; Arachnida; Ixodida; Argasidae
Exons: 5
Coding region: 356-796 (146 amino acids)
Source: RefSeq, a predicted model, not a curated record
UAACAAUUUGCGUGUGGAGAAAAACUAUAACGUUCAAUGUAAAAACGGCAAUGUAAAAAAACAAAAACAUACGCAAACACACAGUGCACAAGAGACAUGUAACGUUCAUAAGUCAUUUAUCAUAAAAUUAUGCACGCAAAUAUUACAAAUUACGGAAAUUUGAAAAACAAUUUUGAUGAUGGCCUUUUUGGUGAUAGAAACUAAUUUAUUAUCAUUAUUAUGUAGUAAAUUUAAUUACUUAGCGUGGCGCUGCAAUCGUGCAUUGAAUAAGCAACAAGGCUUCCUCCCAGUCAAGUCAAGCCCGGCGUGCAGCGUUGUCUUCUUUUGAACCGUGCAGUCGACAGGUCGUUUCGGAAUGACUCAUGUACUGGUCCAGUGGACCACAGAAAGAUCUUGGGAUGUGUAUCCUGUACGUGCUAUCGUGGACACAGCACUUGGUUUGCAACUUUUAAAUGAAGAAGGAGCCAUCGGAGAACUACGGAACGAAGUAAUCAUUGUCAACUGGAAGGCCGGCGAAGCGCCUGCUCCGGCAAAGCUCUUGGAUUUCGGAACAGAACGGGCCAUGGAGCGGCGCCGGACCAAACUUGCGAAGUCUGGUCCACAACAUCGCAGAGGCGAGGGAGAACCCGUCGAUGAACUGCGUACGGAAAAACACCCGGGCGCAUAUGGAUGCGGCUGCAGAUCGGCCAGAAGGGUGGCAGAGUUGGAAUUUGAAGUGAAGGAACUGCAGAAGCGGCUGGGACAUGCUGAAAACAACUAUAAUUCAUACCAGAUGGUGAAACGGCUAAAGAAAUAACUUCUAGGCUUGACAGUGCAAAAGAUGUGGCGGCAGAACAGGUCAACAUAGGGGAGGGCGUCCUGGUAGACAAGGCGGUGCUCGACCGUCUCCAUGCGCACUGCAGAGGUGCUCCCGCCAAGUUCGCAAGGAGCCUUCUUCGAGAUCUCUUCAGCCCCGAGGAACUUCGGGGCAAAUCACUCUUUGGUAGAGGCAGUAAUGCCCGGAAAGCCAUGCCAACAAAGGACGAACAAGGACAAAC